GAAGUAAACAAGCACACAACACGAUAACAUGUGUUAAAUAAAUGCUUUCUACGUAAUUAUUGGAAAAAUUAAAAAUGGUUUUAAACGCAACCAUGGCAUCAAAUCCUCUUAACGAACUCAAACGUAGACUAGACGAUGACACAACUCCGUUACCCAAAAGGCUGCGCUUGGCCAAGAAUGUUAUACAUUCAGAUCAUUUCCCUGCUGCACCGAAGGAAAGAAUUGUAGCAGAAUGGUUAGAGAGUAUCACAGAAAGGAAUGGACUCGCUAGUAAAGAUAUUAGACAUGUUAUCAGCUGGUUGCAAUUUGCUGAUGAACUGACAAAUGAUUUGAAAUGUAGAUUAAUUAAGGUGGUGUCACAUUAUUUACAUAGUAAUCCAUUGAACAAUGAAGACAUACAUUUUAUAAUAAAUUUCUUAGAAAAUGAUAAAAUAUCAUUAUCUUUACAAAAUCAAAUUGAUGAUUAUUUAUUCAUAAUAAUCACUUUACUUCAAAACUUACGGAACGAAGUUGGCAAAAAUAUUUUAAUUCAGAAAUUGUUUACAAAUUUAUGUAAAUAUUACAAGGAAUGUAAGAAGAAACUAAAGUUUAUAGUAAAAUUUUUGGACGGAGAGAAUUUAGAAACAAUUUUUAGCUAUUUAGAUUCAGAUUAUCGGAAUGCAGUUUUAAAUGUUUGUCAAAAUAUUCUAUUCCCGAUCACAAAGAAAACAUUUUUCGUCAAUUUUCUUCAACAUAUAAUUAAGAAUGAUAAUAUUGAUAAUUUUAUUGCUGAUAAAAGUGAAAAUGUACAGUCGGUGAUUAAAAUACUGAGUGCUUUUUUCAUGUUCCCUAAAGGGAGAACGGGUAAAGACCAGAAAUUCCUAAUUGAUUUUGUUGAUACAUUUGUCACUUGUUACCAUAAUGAAGGUCAAAUAUUAUUUGCAUUUUACAUAAUGGCGAUUAGCUCUUUAAAUAUUCGUCAGAAUUAUUUAAAUCCUGAAAUGAUAAUACCUUCUAUAACAUUCAAAGAAAAUGAUGAUAAAAUAAAACGAAAUAUAUUUUUUAAAAUGUUAAUCACUUUAUUAGAAAAUGAAGUUGAUAUAUCAAUAAAAUUAACUUAUACGAUUGGUGAAAAAAAUAAAGUCGAAAUGAAAAAGAAUUUCAUGUCAUUUUUACAAGCAACUAUGCUCGGUUGUUUGAAAUUGGAACACAAAACAGAUAAAAUCAGUUUACAGAUUAUAAAAGCGGCAAUAAAAUUAGAUCCGUCAAUGAUUGAACAAAAGCUCGAUGUAAUUCUGCCACCGAUUAUGACGGCCAAAAAAAGUUCUAACGCCAAAGAGGCUUAUAUUGAAAUGUUUAAUUGUUUAAUAGAAAUUUUAUAUAAAUUAAGCCGUGGAACUGUAUUUAUUGAAAAAAUUCUACCGAAUAUAAAAUUAAAAUUAGAAGCUUUAAAUGUUGAACAAUUUGAAUUGAGACAAAAAUUAAAAGAUGCCACAGAUGAUGUAGAAAAGAUUAAAAAUAAAAUUAUAACCGGAGAAGAUAUUUUGCCUCAAGAAUGUGUUGAAAUGUAUGGAAAAUUGACUUCGGAGUUGAUGUUUAGACAAAAUAGUGGAUUACUGACAUCUCUGCAAAAGGAUUUGGAAGAAAACUGCUUAAUGAUGUUAGAAGAAGGAUUUGUCAGUCCAUCAAUAAUAAUAUUAACGGAAGUACUCUCCGCCAUCUUGUCGUCUUUCUUUAAGUAUAGCAAAAUGGCGGAUCAUACUGUUCCACAACAGAUUGCCGAAGAGUUUUGGUCGAGUUUCCAAACUUUUGGUAAAGAAUGCUUAAAGAAAUUCGGUGAAUGUAUCUUAAAACUUAAUUAUAAUUCACCAUUACUACUAUCCUUUCUAAAACUUUGCUUAAGUUAUUCACAAUUGAAACUUUUAAAUUUGAAAUAUGGCAACAUUAAAAUGGAAGAAACAAUUGACACAACAGAGAUGACAGACUGCAGUAUUGUGUUGCCAUGUUUCAAUGGAAAUCAAUGGAUGACAUUAGCCCAAAUGAUACAAGAAGAUGAGUCUGUUAUAUGGGAUAAUCUACUUCUUGUUAAAUUAAUGUACUCACAAGUAUUGAAAUUAAAAAAUUCUGAAAUAGAAAAUGAAACGGAUAUAAGUAAAGCACAUGUGAUAAAACAUUUAUCGGAAUAUUCAGAAGUGAUAACAUCAGAUUCGUAUAUAACAAGAGAAUUAUUUACCAAUUUAGAUAUAACUCAAGCUAAACAAAUUGCAAAAUCAUUGGUAAAAUUAUUUUUAAAUGGCAACAAUUGUGACAUAUUCAAAAAUGUUGCCAUAUCUAAUAAUAGAAUAUUACUAAAUGCAAUCGUUUUAGAAACAUGUAAAUGUAUAAUGAAAUGUUUUGAUAAUAGCAACACAUUCACUAAAGCUAUGAAUAAAAGUAGCUUCGAUAUUGAAUCGUUUUUACAAAAUUUAAAUGUAAAGGAAUAUUUCAAUGAACUUAAAAUAAUUGAAAACGAAGAGGAAACAAUAAUAAAACAUGUUGAUAGUUUAAAGGAAUUACCCAUUUACAAUUUAGAAGAGAAUUUCAGAUUGACAGCCAUUUUUGUGUUGCUAGCUAUCAAGAAAUGUUGCCAAACGAAAAAACUACGUCGAAGUAUUGAUAAUAUACUUCUUUCAAGUUACGAAUUAAGUCCGAAAUACCCUGAUUUAUACAAAAUAUUUCCCGUUGAUUUUGUAUUUUCAUUCCAAGACAGUACUAUAUUGAAUUUACUAAAAUUAUCUUUAAAAACAUCAAACAAUAUGUUAAUUAUUAAAUUCAUAUUAGAACUGACAGUGAAAAAAGUGAAAACGAAUAGUGAGAUAUUAAAAGAAUUGGUAGAAAUACUUCUAUCGAAACAAUAUUCAAAUGAUUCGACACAAACUAUUGAAUAUUUUAGUAACACAGUGUUUCAAAUACAAUGCAUCAUCCUACCAAUAAUUGCUAAAGAAAAAAGAGCCAUAACUUCAAGUGCUUUUAGGACGAUUUUAGCAAAUUUACAAGAGAAAUUACAUCAAGCUAUGCUGGAAUCUUUUAUGCAUAUAGAUUUUACCAAAAUCGAUAAUUUUAAUGAAACUGACAACAUUGAUGACAGUUUGGUAACUUCUGAUCGAGGUGUGGCAACACUGAACGCUAUUGGCGCGUAUUCCUUGACAUUAUUAAAGUAUUGUGAAAUGACUGAUGUUGAAGAAUUAAAGAAAUUAGAUUGUUUAUGGUCGGGAUUGGAAUUUUUCGUUCAGAAUGCUAUUAAAGCUAUCGAAAAUCCAAAUUCAAAAUACCAACAUAUAGAAUCUUCUAUACAAUUAUUGAAUAUUGCACUAAGAUAUAUAAAAAAACUAGAAUCGCACAAGAUAUUUGAGAGAAAAGACGAUCUAUUCAAACUAAUAUGGCAUAGUAUUAAAAAUAGAUUACUAAUAAUAUUCGAUAAUUCAUCUAAGAAACGAAUAAAUACAUUUUUAUUGGAAAUUAUCGCGGUGAAUAUAAAAUUCUUAACAGAAUUAUCUUCAGUGGAUUGCUUUGUAACGCAAUUUUUAGGUGAUAUAAGUAAUUUGGCCAAUUUAAAGAAACCCACAUUAAUUUUAAAAGAUGAAGCAAUGACCAAUUUACAAUUAACAUCGCAUCAAACAUCCAAAUAUUUGCUCCAACAUUGUCUCAAAGCAAAUCUAAUUGGGAACAAAUGUGUUGGUGUAACAAAGCAAAUAUACCAAAUAUGUAAAAACUUAAAACAUUGGAUUCAAAUAUAUUUCGAAAGCGAUGUACAUAUUGACAAACAAGAUCGGAGAAAUAAUAUUGAAAUGAACGACGAUAGUGAGGUUAAUCUGACAGAUGUCAAAAUUGACGACGCCAUUUGCAAUUUGUUGAGAAUAGAUUUGGAUAUGCUUUCAGAAGUCAUUUUGGCGGCAAAAAAGACUACAUUAGACUACAAGUUCAUUGAUAUGAUAUUUGAAUUACAACAUUUAAUUCAAUACAUACUCGGCCGUAACACUUUACAUACAAGGUGUCAAAUCACUUGGCAAUCAUUCUUUAUAUUACACGAGGGAUCUGUUACCGUGUUGAAUAAUUUGUUACUAUCAAGAGAAGAACUUUUAGAAGACAGAUGGCCAUGUUUCAUGCAAUGCUAUAAAGUAUUGAUACAAUGUUUUUGCGAGAGAGUGAAGUCUUUGGAGCAAUCAGAUCGCAGCCUUGAACAGAAAUUGGCUGAAACCGCUCAUUCUAUCGAGAAAUUAACCCAAUCGAUAUGCAAGAGAAAAGCUCAUGUGUCCAGAAUAGCGGCCUACGCGGUCGCCGACAUUUGCAUUUGGAUAGAAAAGAAUGGCCCGCCAAAACUAGUGAGGCAACAUCUAGAAAAUUCUAUAGCCCUGUUAAUACAGGCUUCAGAUUCUACAUACGCUAUGGCGUUCUUAAGAAGAUCUUUGGCGGGUUCCGUCGGACAAAUGACAAUGUCCAAUAUGUAUUCGAUGUAUAAGAGAUAUCAUAAAUAUGUAGGAAACUCUUAAUAAAACAGCUUUUAGUGUUUUUUUAUAUAUCAUAAGGUGGCAAACGAGCGAGCGGCCACCUGAAAUCGCUGAAAUAGCGAAGUG
Messenger RNA from Papilio xuthus (Asian swallowtail), 4592 nucleotides. RefSeq lists its product as uncharacterized. NCBI's taxonomy places the organism in Eukaryota, Metazoa, Arthropoda, Insecta, Lepidoptera, Papilionidae. The record is from RefSeq and is a predicted model, not a curated record. The transcript has 11 exons. Bases 75 to 4508 code for a protein of 1477 amino acids.